CAAAACACUCCUGUGUUGGUGCAUGAGGAAGGCAGCUCAAAGAUUUAGAGAGUUUUCAGUGCAUGCACCUUUGCAGCUGCCAAGAACACCAACGACAAAAGCAGGAACUACAGAUCCUGGGGAAAAAAUGCUUUGAUGGACACCUUCAUGGUCCAAAUGGGACUCUGAUUACUGUGAGAGUGUCUAGCUACGGCUUUUAGUUUCUGUCUGCACCUCAUACCUAGCUCACAUGAAGAAUAUUUUUGGGGGCCUCGGAUUGGGGCAGGGCGGUACAGUGCAGCUGGAAUUUAAGAACGAUGAUGGAGCCCCCGUCAAAACAGCGACCGUCAAAGCUGGAGGUGGUGAGACAGAGACCUUACCGCUCUUCACUAACAAAGACACCAUCACAGGAGAGGUCAAGGUGGCCAACAUCCCUGGGAAGAAGCUGGAGCAUCAGGGCAUCAAAGUGCAGCUCAUAGGGCAAAUAGAACUAGCCACAGAGCGAGGCCACCCUCACGACUUUGUGUCACUGGUGAGGGACCUGGCGCCACCAGGGGAAGUCACUUCUCCGCAGACAUUGCCAUUUGAAUUUUCCAACGUCGAGAUGCAGUAUGACUCAUUCAGGGGUUUGCAAGUGCGCCUGAGGUAUCUGCUGCGAGUGACAGUGACCCGAGGAUAUGGUGCCAGCAUCAGCAAGGACUUCUUCUUCUGGGUCCGCAAUUACUCAUUGCCACCGCCGCCCAAUAACCUGCCUCCUAUAAAGAUGGAGGUUGGGAUUGAGGACUGCCUGCACAUCGAGUUUGAGUACGACAAGAACAAGUACCACUUGAAGGACACCGUGGUCGGCAAAAUCUACUUCCUGCUGGUGCGGAUAAAGCUCAAGCACAUGGAGAUCGAGAUCCGGCGGCGGGAAACUACAGGAACGGGGUCUGCGGCGCGAAACGAGAGCGAGACGCUUGCCAAGUAUGAGAUCAUGGACGGCGCACCUGUGCGCGGCGAGAACAUCCCCAUCAGGCUGUUUCUGUCGCCGUACGACCUGACGCCCACGUACAAGCUGGUGCACAACAAGUUCAGCGUCAAGUACUACCUCAACCUAGUGCUUGUCGACGAGGAGGACCGGCGCUACUUCAAGCAGCAGGAGAUCCAGCUGCUGCGGCUGGCGGAGCAGCCGGCGGCGCCUGCGGAGGACGGCGUUCCUGUCACGACGCCUAAAGUGGCGCCGGCGCCUGCACGGCUCAUCACCCCUCCGCGCUCCCCCGGGCCCUGACCUACUCAGGCUGCGGGGGGGACUCUUAGAGCUUCCUGAGCUGUUGUGUCAUCCAAUGCAGCAGGGCUGCUUUGUCGGUGGGACAACCUGUUACAGGCUUUUGCAGGAGGGGUGCAAGGACAGCGCUGGCUGGGUUUGUUGGGGCACUCAAGACUGCUUGAACAUGAGAGACAGGACAUGAGCAGUAUAGCAUGGCCUGUGAUUCAGCAGGAUAUUUUAGGUGAAUGGAGCAGGGAGACGCCAUGUUUGCCAAUCUCGUUGUGUUGGCUGGACUGACAUGCAAGUCAGGGCAGUCAUCCUGGAGGGAACUCAUUAGCGGGGAAGGCAUCCUGAAUCUGUGGGAGAGGGCUAACAAUGGCCUGCUGAGGGCCUUUGUCCGGAUGGGGUUUGAUAGUACCAUUUGUGCAAGGUGUCAAUGUAUUGCAAGGAGUGCUUUGCUGGGCAGCAGUGCGGGAUGCAACUGCAUGCAAAGAGGUGUCAGACUUGGAUCUGCUCGGUUGCUAGAAGUGAUACUUUCGCACCCAAAUGAACUCUCUAGUUGUAUGUCAUGGUGGGAGGAAUCAGGAGAGGUGAGGAUCUUCUUAGAAUCAACUGGAAUAUGGAUUUGCAGCAUUGCAGCAUGUAUGGUUUGGACAUUGCAGUUGUCACAAUUGUCACGGCCUGACAUGUCACAAUUAUACUUGGAAGAGGCAGUCUCACGAC
Molecule: messenger RNA, 1948 nt
Organism: Coccomyxa subellipsoidea C-169
Lineage: Eukaryota; Viridiplantae; Chlorophyta; Trebouxiophyceae; Coccomyxaceae
Product: vacuolar protein sorting-associated protein 26
Exons: 9
Coding region: 230-1246 (338 amino acids)
Biological process (GO): intracellular protein transport; retrograde transport, endosome to Golgi
Cellular component (GO): endosome; retromer complex
Source: RefSeq, a predicted model, not a curated record